Messenger RNA from Nerophis ophidion (straightnose pipefish), 5072 nucleotides. It is a transcript of the gene hdac12, whose product is annotated as histone deacetylase 12. The coding region runs from base 127 to 1152 and encodes 341 amino acids. Gene Ontology annotation, molecular function: histone deacetylase activity. The record is from RefSeq and is a predicted model, not a curated record. NCBI's taxonomy places the organism in Eukaryota, Metazoa, Chordata, Actinopteri, Syngnathiformes, Syngnathidae. The transcript has 8 exons.
GCAGCGGUGAUCCUCGCACCACAGCAGCAACAUCCGCCACAACAAACCAUCGUGUACUGAGACUGUGCGAUAAAGUGUGUCUAAUCUCUCGGCCACAUGGAAUAAAGUCACCGAGAGAGAAAAAAUAUGACCUGGAUGAAUCAAACCAUCUCCAAAAGAAGUCUGCGAGUGUUCGAUGCAGCUGCCACCUUGUCUCAAAGAUGUUUGCUCACAAUACAAGUCAGACAAAAGUCCAACGGGAUGCCAAUUGUUCAUCACGGCGAGUAUGUGUGCGAGCUGCCUGCGAACCACAGGUUCCCUAUGGCCAAGUUUCCACGAGUGUUGCACUUUUUAAUCAAGGACCAAGUCAUUAGCGACAAACAGGUGUGGACGCCUGAAAUGGCCUCCUUGGAUUUGCUGCGUGGCGUCCACACUGACGACUACCUGGAAAAGUUCAUAAACGGCAAGGUCUGCGAGCGGGACCAAAGGAGGACGGGAUUCCCUUGGAGUGAAGGUCUUGUGAGGCGCUGUCGAUACGAAACAGGUGGGACCGUGCUGGCGGCCAAGCUGGCUCUGCAGCGAGGUCUGGCCUGCAGCACGGGCGGCGGGACCCAUCACGCCUUUCCCAGCUACGGUUCUGGGUUCUGUCUACUCAAUGACCUGGCGGUGGCAGCACGGCACCUGGUGAGCGGCUCUUCGUGGAAGAAGGUUCUCAUUGUGGAUCUGGACGUGCACCAGGGUGACGGCACCGCUUUCAUCUUCCAAGACGAGCCAUAUGUCUUCACCUUCUCAGUGCAUUGUGGGAAAAACUUUCCUCUCCGCAAACAACACGGCGACCUCGAUGUCAGCGUUGAGGAUGGCCUAGAGGACAAGGAGUAUCUCGCCACAGUGCAGGCUCACCUUCCUUGGUUGCUGGAGUCUUUCCGGCCAGAUCUGGUGCUGUACGAUGCCGGCGUGGACCCUCACUGCGAAGAUGAACUGGGAAGACUACGUCUGACUGACCGAGGGCUAUAUGAGCGGGAUCUGUACGUGAUGAAGACAGUGCUGAAUAGAGGCAUCCCCUUGGCAGCCGUCAUCGGGGGAGGGUACUCACCAGACAUCGACAAGCUGGCCCUCAGACACUCUAUUGUCCACCGAGCGGCGACUCAGAUUUGGAGGGAGCGUGGGAUGUAAAUCCUCAGCACUAAAAAUGGAUCGUCAGCAUUUAGGAUUGAUCCUGUCUUACAAUUUAUACAGUUAUGAAUAAUAUAGUCUAUUAUUCAUACCCUGGCCAAAUUGUGAGUUGAAGUGACUAUCAUAUAUGUUGAAUGGAUAUAUUUAAAAUGGAAAUGGCACGAGAAAAUGCCAAGACUUGGGACGGCGCAGUUGGGAGAGUGGUCGUGCCAGCAACCUGAGGGUUCCUGGUUCAAUCCCCAGCUUCUACCAUCUUAGUCCCAUCCGUUGUGUCCUUGAGCAAGACACUUCACCUUUGCUCCUGAUGGGUCGUGGUUAGCACCUUGCAUGGCAGCUCCCGCCAUCAGUGUGUGAAUGUAGAAAUAGUGUCAAAGCGCUUUGAGUACAUUUUAAAAGUAGAAAAUAGCUAUACAAGUAUAACCCAUUUAUCAUUCAUCAUAAGAUAAAUGAAUAAAGAAUGCAACUUUCUACAAACCCCGUUUCCUUAUGAGUUGGGAAAUUGUGUUAGAUGUAAAUAUAAACAGAAUAAAAUGAUUUGCAAAUCAUUUACAACCCAUAUUCAGUUGAAUGCACUACAAAGACAAUAUAUCUGAUGUUAAAACUCAAACUUUAUUUUUUUUGUAAACAAUAAUUAACUUAGAAUUUCAUGGCUGCAACACGUGCCAAAGUAGUUGGGAAAGGGCAUGUUCACCACUGUGUUACAUCACUUUUUAACAACACUCAACUAAUCGUUUGGGAACUGAAGAAACUAAUUGUUGAAGCUUUGAAAGUAGAAUUCUUUCCCAUUUUGUUUUUAUGUAGAGCUUCAGUCGUUCAACAGUCGUAUUUUACGCUUCAUAAUGCGCCACACAUUUUCCAUGGGAGACAGAUCUGGACUGCAGGCGGGCCAGGGAAGUACUUGCACUCUUUUUUCUACGAAACCACACUGUUGUAACACAUGGCUUGGCAUUGUCUUGCUGAAAUAAGCAGGGGCGUUCAUAAUAACGUUGCUUGGAUGACAACAUAUGUUGCUCCAAAACCUGUAUGGACCAUUCAGCAUUAAUGAUGCCUUCACAGAUCUGUAAGUUACCCAUGCCUCGGGCACCAAUACACCCCCAUCCCAUCACAGAUGCUGGCUUUUGAACUUCACGCCUAUAACAAUCCGGAUGGUUAUUUUCCUCUUUGUUCUGGAGGACACCAUAUCCACAGUUUCCAAAUAUAAUUUGAAAUGUGGACUCGUCAGACCACAGAACACUUUUCCACUUUGCAUCAGUCCAUCUUAGAUGAGCUCGGGCCCAGCGAAGCCAGCGGCAUUCCUUGGUGUUGUUUAUAAAUGAGUUUUGCUUUGCAUAGCAGAGUUUUAACUUGCACUUACAGAUGUAGCGUCCAACUGUAGUUACUGACAGUAGUUUUAUGAAGUGUUCCUGAGCCCAUGUGGUGAUAUCUUUGACACACUGAUGUCGGUUUUUGAUGCUGUACUGCCUGAAGGAUCAAAAGUUCAUAAUAUCAUUGCUUACAUGCAGUUAUUUCUCCAGAUUAUCUGAACCUUUUGAUGAUGAUAUGGACCUUAGAUGGUAAAAUCCCUAAAUUCCUUGCAAUAGCUCAUUGAGAAAUGUUGUUCUAAAACUGUUCGACAAUUUGCCUACAAAUUGGUGACCCUCGCCCCAUCCUUGUUUGUGAAUUACUUAGCAUUUCAUUGAAGCUGCUUUUUUACCCAAUCAUGGCACCCACCUGUUCCCAAUUAGCCUGCACACCUGUGGGAUGUUCCAAGUAAGUGUUUGAUGCGAAUUUCUCAACUUUAUCAGUAUUUAUUGCCACCUUUCCCAACUUCUUUGUCACAUGUUGCUGGCAUCAAAUUCUAAAGUUAAUAAUUAUUUGCACAAAAAAAAUGUUUAUCACUUUGAACAUCAAAUAUGUUGUCUUUGUAGCAUAUUCAACUGAAUAUGGGUUGAAAAGGAUUUGCAAAUCAUAGUAUUCCGUUUAUAUUUACAUCUAACACAAUUUCCCAACUCAUAUGAAAAUGGGGUUUGUACAUUUUGAAAAAAAGUUAUGAAAGUUUCAUCUUUUUAACAACUUGUUACACAUUUGUUGUUUGCAAAUAGCACACCUACGUUAUAAUUAGAGGGGUGUCCCAAUAGAUUUUCAUUCCCUUUACGAUGCCGAUAUUAAAGCCUUGAGUGUUGACUGAUACCGAUGUUGAUCGAAUUCGAUAUCAGCACAAAUCAUACAUACUUUAGUUUUGUAUUGUGGACUGUUAGAAAAGGUUUGAUCUAGUGAAAGUAAGUCAAACAGAGAACAAUGGUAGUUAUGAAAUGAUUUAACCCAUGUAUUCUGUCUUCAAAUUGAAGUGGAUUGGUAAUUUGUUUUUUUGGGGGGACACAGAGUGGCCAAAGUAAUUGUCUAGUUUGUGUGCGAUUGAAUGUUUAGUUAUGUAGCUGCCAGCUCCUAGUACCCUAUAGUCUACCAUGUUUAUCUAAAGUCGAAGAAAAGACCAACCAUAUGUGCUUAUUGGAGGACAUGUUAAUGUUAAUUAACUGUCCGGCACAAGUAAACACGCCGCAAGAAGGCUUGAAUAUCUGUUUAUAGUAAAUCAUUUAUUUUACUCGCAAGCCAAAAUCAUCCAGUACUCGUUUUUUUAAAAAUAAUAUCGAUUAAUAUCAGAUCAAGUCACCCCGAGUUAUAACUGAAGCAGUAAUUCAACUUCAAUAUGACCCUGCAUAUGGGUUUUGUAUAAUUUCACCCUUAUGCAAACUUUAAUUUAAACUUGUCUAUUGUUUAAACAAAGAUGUGAGCACCAAGGGGCGAUCACACAGUUUACUUUGUAAAAGCAGCUAAUUGAUUGUUGUACCAGUUGUGAGGGGGAACGUCACUGUUUUUUAAAUGUUGCCUAUCAUUCACAAUCAUUUUGUAAGACAAGAACACAAAGACGAACACAUAAUCCUCACAAAGGUAAAAAAAGUGGAUGCAAACAAGUGUUUUUUUCUGUCUUGAAAGUCAAAGUUGACCAACUAAGUUUAUGGCUACAACCUUCUACUAUCCAGUUGAGAGGCAUGAUUUAUAAUCUAGAAUCUCACCAACUCAGAGACAAUGCAGCAUCUCACCGGCUCAAUGUCACCAUUGUUACUGCAUGAGCUAGUUAGCUCUGAUCACGGUCCCACUAAAAGUAUUUUUUUUUUGCGUUAGCACGUCUAAUAACAAUAUUGCUAAUACUUGGUUAAUAUUCAGGUCACAAGAUGUAAAUGGAGAAUUGUUGAUUGUUGUGCACAAUAGUGUACUACAUUAGCUGCAUUGUUAGUCACCUCAUACUUAGUGUAUUUUACAAAUUAGAAUGCAUAAAAAAAGAAAAACGUGUUCUUGUCUUACAUGGGUUGUGAAUGAAAGGCAAAAUUCCCCCCAAAAAGUGCAGUUUUUCUUUCAUAGCAGUGUGCUUUUAACACUCUACAUAAUACCUUAUUAACAUUUAGAACAGCCUGACUACUAAUAAUGCAAUACACAACAAAGGAUGUCAUGAACAAAAACGUUUAAUAAAAUGACAAAAACACCCAUUUACAGGUUUGUCACACAAACAAAGAAAACACCUCCUUGGCUCGAUGUUUCAAGUUUUUCAAAGUCUAUUAAUAGUUGGCGUCAAGCAGCGACAUACUUGUGGUACAGUGCAAUGUUUAUUCACAGUAUAUGAGGCAGUUCACCGCUAUGUUCUACUUCUACACAUACCACACGCGAGUACUCAAGACGGCGACAUCGAGCGUUUAUUGGAGAGAACUAUAUCUUCUCGUACAUGCAGCUAGAAACCACACAGAAUUCAUGAUAAAACGACGAAAAUAAAAAGUUUAAAAACAAAGCAUUAAGGUGUUCCAAACUUUGGCUUAUUAAAGUCCAAAUAGGAUGGUGAUUCUCUUGCAGGAUAUUUAAAAAAAAAACACUACCGUGACGCACACUAC